Messenger RNA from Ceratitis capitata (Mediterranean fruit fly), 2175 nucleotides. RefSeq lists its product as uncharacterized. NCBI's taxonomy places the organism in Eukaryota, Metazoa, Arthropoda, Insecta, Diptera, Tephritidae. Bases 586 to 1995 code for a protein of 469 amino acids. The record is from RefSeq and is a predicted model, not a curated record. The transcript has 2 exons.
CCAAAACAACGUAGACUGGCAGCAGCUCUGCCAUAUACAUAAGUGAUGAUAACAACAUUUUAGUAUUGAAAUGUAAACACAUUAAACAGUACAGUUUAAAUGGUAGUCGUAUGAGGUUAGAACGGAAAAAAUUACUUGUAAAUAAAAUUAAUGAAAUAAAUUAAAUGUUUAAGGAUUAUAAUUUCUAUUAAAUAAAGAAAAUGUGCGUGGAUGGAAAAAAAUCAAAAUAACGCAAUGCUUACAAGUUUUUACUGUUAUUGUGUACAAAUUUUGAAUUCCACUUCCAAAAAAUACAGUGUAUAAUAAAAUAAACUGCAAAAUCCUAAUGCCGAAAAUCUAAGUUGGUGGUGUUGGAAGGAAAUACAGAAGCGUUCUGCACAAACACUCAAUGUUGCUUUGCAUCCUCCAACCUUAAAACGAGUUUAAAAAAAUAAUAAUAAAUAAUUAAAACUACGUAAAAUGAACAGUUUAUGAAAUAAAGCCAAGAACAUAUUCAUUGAUUAGAUUGCACAAAUCCCUUAACAGAAAUUCUGAAAAACUAAAGCACUGAAGUUAAGACAAGUACAAAGACUCGAAACUAGAAAAAUGUGGCAAUUUCUUCUCAUAUACACCAUUAUCUCAGGCGGGACGCAAAAUUUUGUGCAUUCCGCAGUCACGAAGCCAACAGAGCACACCAUUCUCGUAUCUCACGCCAAUAUCAGAGACCGCAAAUUCCAAACUCAUUUCAUUGAUGAGCUCAACACUUUGGUAGAUACAGCCGCUGGCGUUCAUCUGAAUGAACUGCUGCGGGAACUACGCACCAACAAAGACUAUGCCGCGCACGCCGUGAAAAUUGAGACGGCCACCAGUGUCACGCAACUCAUACCGAAAACCGUUUAUCUCAAGCAAUUGUUAGAUCUAAAAUCCAAUGAACACUCGCUCGUCGCCAACGACUAUUACACAGUGCGCAAUUUAAAUUUUGUUGCCAAACUCAAGCGUCAAUUGUUACAACUGCAAGAAGAGAGCGCCUCAGAACUACGCAACCUUCGUUGGUAUAAUUUAUGUGUUCAAUUUUGGUACAACGACGGCUUGUCGAACCAAACGACGACGACGAGGACGUCUGCAAAACGAUUGAAUAACAGUACAAAAACACUAGCAGCAGCGGCAACGGCGACAAACUACUGGGCCGACGUCAAAUUGGCACCUUUGCGUGCGGAAGCAGUACGUGCAACAUCAACAGCUGCAACACCCAUGGCUCACAUCGACCUCGAACGUUUCGCGCGUACUCUAUAUGCAAAUGUAAAAGCUGCGGGUGCAGAGAUAAUCGACGAUUAUUUGCUAACCGUACGUAAGUUGUUGCAGGAAGUUAUUGAGGAAAAGCAUAUUGCGGCUUCGACGUCAUCAACGGAAGAAGAGGAGGCGGUGGCUGCGGAUGAGCUCCCGACAAACGUUAGUAAAGAGGAAUUACAUGCACUGCAUGUAAGCAAACUGAGCAAAGUGUUAAACGAAAUCGAUGCAAUACUCGCCAUUGAAGAUUUCUAUGCGAAGCGCAAUCGCCUGUAUAAUUAUCUCGAAAAAGACCUCUCUGCCGAUUAUGAGCAAUUUAAAAAUUCACAGUAUGCACACGAGGAUUUGUCGGUUAUUUUAGAGAAAUUGAAUCGAAAAGGUCUGGAUCUCUUUGUCACAUUUAUUUUCAGCAACUUCGAGUUUCUCGAACAUUUGCAAGAGACCUGGCGGAAACUGUUGCCAUGGCCGUCGCAAGCGAAUGAAGCGCCAUUGGAGUAUGACCCGGCUUCGCAGCGUUUAUUUAAUGUCCAUCGCUUGUAUGUGGAGUUCAAAGGGGAUUGGGAGAAUAGUGAGCGCUAUGAUGCAUAUCAAGCCGAGGUGAAGUCCUUAUUCACGGAUACGCGUAAUGGUAGCGCGAAUAUGCAUAUCUUCGAGCUGUUACAUAAUGCAUCGGCGAACGUGGGCACUGUUACUCUGAAUAUGAUCAAGGCGAAAUGUGAUGAACUAUAAGUACAUACAUAUGUGGGAUAUCUGAGGACGGGAAACUGACGCAUUUGGCUCAUUAUUUGAGCUUAUAGGGAAUAAGGAUCAAACUGUUUAAAAACAAAAUGUUUAAUUUAAGUUUUCUAAUACUAACAAGGUAAUAAAAGGAAUUAAUAAAUGAAUUCUGGGUAGUACUAAGUCUUCUCC